This is a messenger RNA of Diachasma alloeum, 1001 nucleotides long. RefSeq names its product superoxide dismutase [Mn], mitochondrial (gene Sod2). The transcript has 3 exons. NCBI's taxonomy places the organism in Eukaryota, Metazoa, Arthropoda, Insecta, Hymenoptera, Braconidae. Gene Ontology annotation, molecular function: superoxide dismutase activity; metal ion binding. Gene Ontology annotation, biological process: superoxide metabolic process. Gene Ontology annotation, cellular component: mitochondrion. The record is from RefSeq and is a predicted model, not a curated record. Bases 100 to 762 code for a protein of 220 amino acids.
GACCCUUGACGGUGUUUCUGGUAAAAUCCGGCUUCUGAGCUCCGAUAUUUCACAUUUUCCGUAUUUUUUAUAUUUUGUGGGGAGUGAAGACUUGGGAAGAUGCUGGCAGCGAGGAGAGCUAUAUUUUCGGCGGCUUUACGCACUAAAGAAAAUGUUGUGAGGUCGAAACACACUCUCCCAGACCUCCCCUAUGACUACAAAGCCCUCGAGCCCAUAAUCUGCGCCGAGAUCAUGCAACUCCAUCAUUCCAAGCACCACGCAACCUACGUGAACAAUCUCAACGUCGCCGAGGAGAAGUUGAAGGAGGCUGUGGUCAAGGGAGACGUCGGCACCCAGAUUGCCCUGGCCCCUGCUAUCAAAUUCAAUGGGGGUGGACAUCUCAAUCACUCUAUCUUCUGGUGCAAUCUCUCACCUCAGUCCAGCAAACCUGAUCCUGCACUCCUGAAAAAAAUAGAGCAAGACUUCACGAGCUUCGAGGAGUUCAAGAAACGCCUGUCCGAAGCAACAGUUGCAAUCCAGGGCUCAGGCUGGGGCUGGCUGGGCUACAACCCCAAGGACAAAAAACUCCAAAUCGCCACCUGUGCCAAUCAGGAUCCCCUUCAGGCGACAACUGGCCUCGUUCCCCUCUUUGGCAUCGACGUUUGGGAGCACGCCUACUAUCUCCAGUACAAAAAUGUUCGCCCUGACUACGUCAAAGCAAUCUUCGAUAUCGCUAAUUGGGAGGACGUUAGCGAGAGAUUCAAGAAAGCAGCUGGAUGCUGAAUUCCACUGACGACUCCAGAGAAUCAUCAAUAAUUAUUCGUUAGGUUCACAGUGCAUUUGGAUAGAUUCCAGUCACUAUAAACUUUUAUAAAACAGUGAAGUCGUUCCCUGAUUGAUGUAAAAGGGAGACGAAGAUUUUUUUGUAAGAAGAACAAAUUUCUCUUUCAAUUUUUUGUUUUUAUAGUACUAUUGUUGGACUGUAUCGAUAUUGUUCGUAUUGAUAAAUGCAUAAUCAUGAA